AUGGCCGCCGAUCCAGGUGGCGGAACCCCACCGACCACGUUUGGUUCAAGGUUUCAAGUUUUGACCGUUGAUGAAGAAAGCAACGGAACUAUUGGAUGGAAAACAGCCAAAAAGCAAAGAAAUGGGAAAAGAACAGCACAGCGAAACGACCUCCACGAGCAACAAUUCGUCAAGCAGUUGAGGACAGGAGGUUGCGACAAUGGCGGACGGUUUCUGGUCGUAACUAGGACGGAUCCAGAAUGCACCAUGGACGAUCUCAAUCCGUUUGUUAUUAAAAAGUACUUCGACAACAUAACAUCUGGAGUACAAAUUUCGAGAUCCAAGGAAGGUACGUUACUUCUGAAGACCCUUGAUCGUUACCAAGCGGAAAAACUUCUGAAGCUAACGAAGUUAUGUGAAAGUGUUUCCGUCAAAAUCACUGAACAUACCACGAUGAAUCGAUCCAAAGGAACCAUCUUUUGCCCGGAUCUGAACAAGCUCGAUGACACUGUUAUAUUGGAAUAUCUGAAGGGAGCCCAUGUGACAGAAGUUAAGCGCAUGCAACGAAAGAAUUCCAAAGGCAAACUUGAGGACACCGGCUCGUUUAUUCUCACCUUCAAUCUGAGUUACUUGCCACAGACGAUUGAAGUUGGUUUUUACAGCUGCCGCAUAAGGUUGUACGUUCCCAAUCCAAUGAAAUGUACUUGCUGCCUCCGAUUUGGACAUCGAAAAGAUCAAUGUAAAGGUAACCAAGUUUGCGCAUCUUGUGGACUUCUACUCCACAACGGAACACCAUGCCCCAGACCAUUAACCUGCAUCAACUGCAACGGAAGCCAUCAUGCAUUGUCUAAACAAUGUCCGAAAUUUAUCGACGAAUUAGAAAUCCAGAGAAUAAGAGUUACUGAACGAAUUCCAAUGAAAGAAGCGAGACAAAAACGACGCCUCCAGGUACCACAAGCAGUCUUUGGAUUUUUACCAUCAUCUCGACCAACAUUCGCCCAUGUUGUGCAAAGCAGCGUGGCACCAAUUACAACACCAACACCAAGCCAACAACCCCAACAACAGCGAGCAUAUGAACGAAAAAUCAACAACCCACCAUCAAGCCCCACCCGUUCUCUUGAGUUACCGGAAACAAGCAGUUCUCACCAAAACUCCUCUCUCGUGUGCACUCCCGACGUCGAUGGAACUACGGAAGCCCGAACGCUGACCGAAAUGAUGCCGAAACCACUGUUGCCACAGGCGACGAUGACGAAGACGGAUACGACUGAUGAUAGGAACAACGUGACUUCCCUCACCUCUAGACGUGGCGUGGUGAUCAUUUUCUACCGGAAGCCGACUGAGCACAAAUGUUUCACCUACCACGGUACCACAAAUAGUACGAUAGCAGCGAGACAGCAUUAUUGGGUCAAAAAUAAAACGACACCGAAACUCGUCACCUUCUUAUGGAUGUCAACAACGUCGUUUACCGUUUCCCAUGCCAAGGCAGCUGCAAAGCAUGGCCAGGUGCUAAUAAAGGGGACUUUCUCACUUUCCAUUGAGGCCGGCCACACACUCAUCUGGAACGCCGUCCAGGGUGGAUGA
Uranotaenia lowii is the source of this 1560-nucleotide messenger RNA. RefSeq lists its product as uncharacterized. NCBI's taxonomy places the organism in Eukaryota, Metazoa, Arthropoda, Insecta, Diptera, Culicidae. The record is from RefSeq and is a predicted model, not a curated record. Bases 1 to 1560 code for a protein of 519 amino acids. The transcript has 3 exons.